Molecule: messenger RNA, 3411 nt
Organism: Manis javanica (Malayan pangolin)
Lineage: Eukaryota; Metazoa; Chordata; Mammalia; Pholidota; Manidae
Gene: ANKRD6
Product: ankyrin repeat domain 6
Biological process (GO): negative regulation of canonical Wnt signaling pathway; positive regulation of JNK cascade
Cellular component (GO): cytoplasm; nucleus
Molecular function (GO): protein binding
Source: RefSeq, a predicted model, not a curated record
UCCCUGACUCUAACAUCAGGGUGUUGUUAGAGGUCCUCUGCUGGCAGGAGGGAGCACUUCAGUACAACCUGAAGACCCAGACUUUCAGAAGCUAUGUGAGUGGACUAGAAGCCACAAAACACUGUGAGCUGGAUGGAUGUCUCAAUAAGCUUUUAGAUGUGACUUGGCCAGUGCUGGCAGAGGAAGCUCGAGGGACACGGCAGCAAGCAUUGGCACGUAAAUCCCUGAAGACCCACAGGGCAAGGCAGCCGAGGGAGCUAAUGCCCUCUCCAGGGAGGAACGGACUGCGGUCGUCCAGCAACAGAACGUGAUGUAGAGCCGGGAGAACCGACCCCUGGGUGUCCCGAAGAUGGCAUAGUAAUAAAGGCACCGUCCGAUGAUCGGGAGCACCUUUACCCGUGGGGGCCUGCCCGGGCCAGUGGCGUCGUGUUGAGCCGAAGGAACUUGCCUACUGCUUUCCCGAAAAUCUCUUUCUGUCCUAAUUCAUGAGCCAGCAGGAUGCGGUCGCUGCGCUUUCAGAACGCCUCCUCAUAGCUGCGUACAAAGGCCAAGCAGAGAAUGUGGUUCAGCUCAUCAACAAGGGCGCCAAGGUAGCCGUUACCAAGCAUGGCCGGACCCCCCUGCAUCUUGCUGCAAAUAAGGGCCAUCUUUCUGUGGUCCAGAUCUUGCUGAAGGCUGGCUGCGACCUCAACGUCCAGGAUGAUGGGGAGCAGACCGCCUUGCACCGGGCCACAGUGGCAGGGAACACCGAGGUCAUCGCGGCGCUCAUCCAGGAGGGCUGUGCUCUGGACCGGCAGGACAAGGACGGGAACACGGCCCUGCACGAGGCGUCGUGGCACGGCUUCAGCCAGUCCGCCCAGCUGCUCGUCAAGGCAGGGGCCAAUGUGCUUGCCAAGAACAAGGCAGGGAACACGGCUCUGCACCUGGCCUGCCAGAAUAGCCACUCCCAGAGCACACGCGUCCUCCUGCUGGGCGGGUCCCGCGCCGACCUCAAAAAUAACGCUGGCGAUACCUGUUUGCACGUGGCCGCACGCUAUAAUCACUUGUCCAUCAUUAAGCUCCUCCUCAGCGCUUUCUGUUCUGUCCAUGAAAAGAACCAGGCUGGAGACACCGCACUUCAUAUUGCUGCUGCCCUAAAUCACAAGAAGGUGGCUAAAAUCUUACUGGAAGCUGGGGCAGACGGGACCAUCCUUAAUAAUGCAGGCCACACUCCGCUGGAGACUGCCCGCCAUCACAAUAAUCCGGAGGUUGCUCUUCUCCUCACUAAAGCUCCCCAGGUCUUGCGCUUCAGUCGUGGGCGAAGCCUGAGGAAAAAGAGAGAGAGGCUCAAGGACGAGAGGAGAGCCCAGUCUGUGCCAAGAGAUGAGGUGGCACAGAGCAAGGGAAGUGUCUCUGCAGGAGACACCCCCAGCAGUGAACAGGCUGUGCCCAGGAAAGAAGAGGCCAGCGAAGAUUUCUUGUCAGCCUCCCCGGAGCCCAGAGCGAAGGACAACAGGCAGAGAAAGUCAAGACCCAAGGUGUCAGCGUUUUCGGACCCCACCCCACCCGCAGACCAACAGCCUGGACACCAGAAGAGCCUGCACACUCAUAACCACGCUAAAAAGAGGCCCAGGCACCGGUGCUCCCCCCCGCCGGCCCCCCACGAGUUCCGAGCAUACCAGCUCUACACGCUGUACCGGGGAAAGGACGGGAAAGUGAUGCAGGCGCCGAUAAAUGGCUGUCGAUGUGAACCCCUGAUCAACAAGCUGGAGAAUCAGUUGGAGGCAACUGUGGAGGAGAUCAGAGCAGAGCUGGGAUCAGUUCAGGAUAAAAUGAACACAAAACUGGGUCAGAUGGAGAAUAAGACCCAGCACCACAUGCGUGUCCUGGACAAGCUGAUGGUUGAGAGACUCUCGGCAGAGCGAACAGAGUGCCUGAGCCGCCUGCAGCAGCAUGCAGACGCCGAGAGGCACGAGGGAGAGAAGCGGCAGCUGUCUUUGGUGGAUGAAUUAAAAACCUGGUGCAUGUUAAAGAUUCAGAACCUGGAGGUGAAGCUUUCUGGAGAUUCCAGGGCCUCGAGGACUAAAUCCACACCAUCUACUUGCGAGUCCUCUACAGGUGUGGAUCAGUCGGUGGUGACCGCAGGUCCAGGAGCAGCUUCUGACAGUUCCCCACUGGUGGUCAGGCCCAAGGAAAAGGCCCUCCAUGUGGCCGCUGCCCAGGGGCUCCAGCAGGAGCUGCCCGCCUCGGACUGCAUGGGCUGCCGCCUGAGGAAUGCCAGGGGCCACACGGCCUUGCUGCCCUUGAAAGAGACAGCCCCGUGCGAGCAGCAGGCCGGGCCCUGCAUCGACAAGGGCACCCAAACCAAGAAGUCUGGGAAGAGUGGGCUGAUGAGGCAUCGAGCCCCGCACCCAGCCCCUGGCAACGCCGGUGGGCAGCCGCCAGCCGCAGGAGGCAGCGAGCAGCCUGCACCUCAUGUCCGAGACACCGCCCAAGCUCUGGAGAUUACCCAGUAUUUUUUUGAGGCUGUUUCCACCCAGAUGGAGAAGUGGUAUGAAAGGAAGAUUGAGGAAGCACGAAGCCAGGCCAGCCACAAAGCCCAGCAGGACAAGGCCACACUGAAGGAACAUAUUAAAAGUUUGGAAGAGGAACUUGCUAAACUAAGGACGAAGGUGCAGAAGGAAAACUAGGGCCGGGGAAGUGGCACAGGAAGGGGCUCGUGGGAAUUUCCGGUUGUGUGAGCGCAGAACAGCUGUGCCCGAGGGGUCAGUUAUGGUGCGCAUAAAAAAAAAAUCCGUAACUUCGAGAAUGUGCCAGACACAUGUUUCCUGUGCCCGGAAGUUAUGAAGACUUCAACACUUAAACUGAAACCCGCAGGAGCUUGCUGAGUUUCAGGUUUCAUUACAAACUCAAAACCUUAAUUCAAGUUCAUCUGAAGUUCAAAAGCUCACAUUAAGCCAGCCAUGCUAAGAAACUGAAUGAUCCCCAAAUUCAGGAUAAAUCAAAAGCAAGAAGAGAUGUUAAUCCCUUGUGAAUUCUCAAAAUGCUGACAUGUUAACCAGGUGAAAACUUACCGAGUGAGGAGAGAUUUUCAUGUCACGAGAUCCAGUAUAUCUUAGAAUGUUUGCAGUCAGUUUAAUUAAAUAAUGAGCAACUGGCUAACAGCACUGGGAAUGUUUAAUAAUGGACACAAAUGAGAAAGGUUCAGAUCAUUUGAACAUUGUUUCUGCAUUUUCAGCCAAAUUACAGAAAUACUACAGUUGAUUAAUCUUAGUGAUUUUAAAGCAGAUGAGUGGAAAAACUUUCAUGCAACAAUUACCUGAAACUUCUGUAACCUCUUCAUAAUCAAACCCAAACAUCCCAGAGUACUUUUCUGAAUUUGAGCUUAUUGGGCUAUGUUUUAUAAAGAAAUACAGCUAUUGCUUGAAAGUA